AUGUCGAGCCCUGUCUUAUGUGAUUGGUGUCAGACAACUGUCUUUGACAAACAUCUUCUGGCCGUGAUUGAUCGCGGUACGGCUCCACUGUUUGAGUAUCAGGGUCCUUUUGCAGCGACAAUUGACCCAGGGGCAUACUUCGGUAACCAGAAUGCGCUUGCCGGGUUCCAGCGGUCCUAUCGUCAAAACACUGAAUUGCUAUUGCAGAAUGCGUCCCGGGGUGGGCUGCUCGCUGAUUUCGAGUUCUCAAUUACCAUCCAGGAUGCUUGGAAGUGGUCCACAGUGACUGUGGCUGCCGAUGGCAACGAGGAUACGAAUCCUAUCUGUUACUUUCGGGUCUAUAGGACAAUUAGCCCUACCACACUUGCAUUCUCUGGAUCGGCCUUUGGUAACCCGCAGAUACCAGAACAGGACGGCGAUAUCUCUCCAGCAAAUGGCAAUCUUCUCCAACAUGGCAGCUCACUAUCACAGCAACUAGCUCGAGAUGGCCGGGCUCUCCGCGCCUUGAUCAAUGAUUGCACGGCUAAUCACCCUAAUUGCAAACCACGGGAGGGCUUAGACCUUCCUUCCAUUCUGCUCGAGGUUUCUGGGACAUCAAUGUCACCGACCGUGCGCCUCGUCAAGGUGUCAGACGUUAAGGUUGUCCCAAUCCGCUACGUCUGCCUGAGCUACUAUUGGGGCGGAACACAGCCAAACAUGACGACGACCAGUCGGUUGGAUUCAUACAUAGCCGGAAUUGACACGGCAAAGAUCCCCGAAACAAUCCUGGACGCCAUCCGUGUCACCAUUAGCAUGGGCUACCAGUACCUAUGGGUGGAUGCUUUCUGCAUUGUUCAAGACAGCGGGCCGAGCAAGAUCGCCGAGCUAGGUAAGAUGGCCUCUAUUUUCUCAGGAGCCGUCUGCACAAUCUGUGUCAUGUCGGCCAAAACUGCGACCGAAGGCUUCUUGCGACAGGCCUAUCCAGACUCUAGUGAGGGCCAGUCAAUACAUACAUGGCACGCAGAUAUAUGCGACACCACAAGCCAAGGAGCGGCUGCUGUCCUAGAGAUACAGAGCAAUUUCUCCCAGCAAGAUCUUUUUGACAGUCCAAUUCUUGAACGAGGCUGGACUUUCUAA
Messenger RNA from Aspergillus pseudoviridinutans, 1116 nucleotides. RefSeq names its product HET domain-containing protein. The record is from RefSeq and is a predicted model, not a curated record. The coding region runs from base 1 to 1116 and encodes 371 amino acids. Lineage: Eukaryota; Fungi; Ascomycota; Eurotiomycetes; Eurotiales; Aspergillaceae. The transcript is spliced from 2 exons.